AGCCUCAAGGUGGGGGCUGUGUCCAGGCAGCCUCAGGCCCCGGGAGAACGAGGGGACAUGUGUGUAAGCCGUGUGUGUGGUGUUUGGGAGUGUAAAUGUGUGUGCAUGUGACUGUGUCAGACUGUGAGCACGCGGGCAGUGUCUGCGAACGUGUUUUGUGCGUGACUCUGUGUUGAGUGUUCUAGUGUGAAGGGAAGGGGCACUGAGAGCUUCAUGGCCCACGCGGUCCCGUGACCUCCCUCUAGCGCUGGGCAAAGGUCAGCAACGAACCUGGGAGGGGAAGGGCGCUCAGGAGGAGGCAGGCGAUGGAGGGAGCAGGGACAUGUUCGGGGACCAGACUGCGACCACGUUAGGUGUGAGGCUGAGAGACAGGACGCAGGAUCAAGCCUGGAAACCCCUGGUUGUUCCUCGGAGCCCAGACAGAGCUGCGGAGUGAAUUGGGGGUGAACUUCUUCCCCCCACCCCCACCCUGGGAAAGCACCUAGAGAGGACAGGACGGGCAGGGUUCUCUGGCCACCCCUGCACCUGACCUUGCCCAACCUCUCCCUGUGCCCUCUGACAGUGGUAACUCCCAGACAGGCUGGCUCAGGGCAGAGGGCAGGGCCAGCCUCGGCUCCUUUUAUAAGGAGAGCCCAGGCUGGCCCAGCCCACAGGGCGUGGUGAGGGCACUGUGCCUGGGCCUGUCCUAGGUGCCUGUGUGGGAGAGUGCCAGUGUGCCCAGAGGAGCCCCGAGGACACUGAGACAGCCAUGGGGCUGCUGACCGGGGAGGCGCUGUGGCCCCUGGCUGUGGCCACGGCCGUCUUCCUGCUCCUGGUGGACUUGAUGCACCGGCGUGUGCACUGGGCUGCGCACUACCCGCCAGGCCCCAGGCCGCUGCCAGGGCUGGGCAACCUGCUGCACGUGGACUUCCAGGACAUGCUGCACUCUGUUAACCAGCUGCGGAGCCGCUUUGGGGACGUGUUCAGCCUGCAGCUGGCCUGGACGCCCGUGGUCGUGGUCAACGGGCUGGCGGCCGUGCGCGAGGCGCUGGUGCACCGCAGCGAGGACACCGCUGACCGCCCACCCUCACCCAUCUACGAGCAUCUGGGUUUCGGGCCAGGCGCGCAAGGAGUGAUCCUCGCGCGCUACGGGCACGCGUGGCGCGAGCAGCGGCGUUUCUCCGUGUCCACCCUGCGCGACUUCGGCCUGGGCAAGAAGUCCCUGGAGCAGUGGGUGACCGAGGAGGCCACCUGUCUCUGCGCCGCCUUCGAGGACCAGGCCGGGCGCCCCUUCAGCCCCAACGCCCUCCUGAACAGAGCGGUGAGCAACGUGAUCUCCUCGCUCAUCUAUGGGCGGCGCUUCGAGUACGAGGACCCGCGCUUCCUCAAGCUGAUGGACCUGAUGGAGGAAGGGUUGAAGGAGGAGUCGGGACUCCUGCGCGAGGUGCUGGAAUCGGUCCCUGUGCUGCUGCGCAUCCCGGGGCUGGCUGCCAAGGUCUUCAAGGGGCAGAGGGCCUUCAUGGCUCUUCUGGACGAGCUGAUCGCCGAGCACAAGAUGACCCGGGACCCAGCCCAGCCCCCCCGAGACCUGACUGACGCCUUCCUGGAUGAGGUGGAGAAGGCCAAGGAGGACCCCAGGAGCAGCUUCAACAAUGAGAACCUGCGCAUGGUGGUGGCUGACCUGUUCUCUGCGGGGAUGGUGACCACUUCGACCACACUGGCCUGGGCCCUCCUGCUCAUGAUCCUGCACCCGGAUGUACAACACCGGGUCCAAAAGGAGAUCGAUGAGACAAUAGGGCAAGCGCGGCGACCAGAGAUGGUGGACCAGGCCCGAAUGCCCUUCACCAUGGCCGUGAUCCACGAGGUGCAGCGCUUUGGGGACAUCAUCCCCCUGGGCGUGCCCCACAUGACCUCUCGCGACAUUCAACUGCGGGGUUUCCUCAUCCCCAAGGGGACCACGCUCAUCACCAACCUGUCGUCAGUGCUGAAGGACGAGACCGCCUGGAAGGAGCCCUUGCGCUUCCACCCCGAGCACUUCCUGGACGCCCAGGGCCACUUCGUCAAACAGGCGGCCUUCAUGCCCUUCUCGGCAGGCCGCCGCUCAUGCCUCGGGGAGCCCCUGGCCCGCAUGGAGCUCUUCCUCUUCUUCACCUGCCUCCUGCAGCGCUUCAGCUUCUCGGUGCCCGCUGGGCAGCCCCGCCCCAGCGACCACGGGACCUAUGCCUUCCUUGUGGCCCCACCCCCCUACCAGCUCUGUGCUGUGCCCCGCUAGAGGGGCAACCACACCCCAGCUGCUCCUCAGCUGGGAGCCCUGAUGUACAAUAAACCAGCCUGGUGGCUGCAGCCU
Myotis daubentonii (Daubenton's bat) is the source of this 2326-nucleotide messenger RNA. Its product is annotated as cytochrome P450 2D14-like. Gene Ontology annotation, cellular component: cytoplasm; intracellular membrane-bounded organelle. Gene Ontology annotation, molecular function: iron ion binding; heme binding; oxidoreductase activity, acting on paired donors, with incorporation or reduction of molecular oxygen, reduced flavin or flavoprotein as one donor, and incorporation of one atom of oxygen. The record is from RefSeq and is a predicted model, not a curated record. NCBI's taxonomy places the organism in Eukaryota, Metazoa, Chordata, Mammalia, Chiroptera, Vespertilionidae. Gene Ontology annotation, biological process: arachidonate metabolic process; xenobiotic metabolic process.